AUGAAAGUUUUUCGAUAUUUUGGUCCGCUUCUUUUGUUAUGUCUCACACGGGAAAUACUCCACGUAGCUUGUAAGACGAAGACGCAGAAGAGGUACGAUCAUGUAAAGCGGUUGAGAAAGGAUUCGGUUUCAUAUUCACAGAGAACAAAGGAUGUUUCAGAAAAUCAUUUCAAACGGAAAAAGAUUCCACAUGGUAAUAAUCAAGAAGGUCCCUUUUCUGAGGGCCCACAGAAGGGACAACGAAUAUUUAAGACGCACUUUACUAUUCAUAACAAACCCGAUUUACACAUAAUUGGCAAAGCUCGUUAUAAAUCAACAAAACCGUCUGCUAAGGACAGGGCAAACAGCGCAAGGAGCGACACGACACAAAAUCAUCUAGCAAAUAAAAUUUCAAAUUUAAAACCGGAUAAAAGAACAAAACCUAACGAUUCGCAUGCGAAGAAAAAUGCCAAGAAGAAAACGAUGGUUAAGAAAUAUUCUUUGUUUCAAUCCACAAAUCCAGUGCAGUCAGACUCAGAAUAUCAACCAAUCAUGGGAGGUGGGCAAGAUUUUGUAAUGGGAAACGAUCAACAAGGAGACGUUAGAGAUCAAGGAUUCUCCCUGGAGGGACAGCAACAACAGGCAAUGAUAAGUGAGACAAAUCCGUUAUCACAAUAUGAUACGGGACAGGACGGACAGGGACAGGAUGCUGCAGGAUAUCAACAGGAGAACAACCAGCCAUCUACUGCGAACUUUGCGGACAGCAAUUAUAACGAAGAUGCUGGUGAACGGGAUGGAGGACAACUUUCAAGUCUUGGCCAAGCGAUUCAGUUCCAGCAAGCAGGGUAUUCUCAACAACCUCAAGAACAAGAGCAGGACGAGGAGAGCAUGAGCCAAGACAGUCAAGGCGGGGAGCUAGCGGGGCAGGGAAGCCAGUUGAUGGACGCCGGACAACUACAAUAUCAAGGCGAACAGGGUGGUCAAGGACAAGAUCAAGGUGCUCAGGAACAGGGCGAUCAAGAGCAAAACGAUCAAGAUCAAACUGUUAGUCAAAACGGUUUUGAGCAAGCCAGUUUUCAACAACAAGAGCCGCAGGAGGACGAGCAGCAGCAGCAACCGCAAGGCUUCGAACAGCAACAGCAACCGCAAGGCUUUGAACAGCAACAGCAGCUACAAGAUCAAACACAGGAAUUUCAACAACAACAAGAGGGGCCACAGCAAAUACAAAGUGACGAACAACAAGGUCCAGAAGGAAUACCUACGGAGUCACAAGGACUUGCGAGUUCACCGAACUCGUACGAAAGCUUGCUUGGUGCAGACGGCCGACAAACUGGAGAUUCAGGGCAACAAGGACAGGGAACAGUCGGUUACGCGAGCGAACAGUCCCUUGGAGGUAGCAAUAAGAUGGCUCCUCCACCUGGAAUUCAAUAUGCAUCUUCAAUAGAAGAGGCACUCAAGGAACCAUCUGAGCCGACACAACAAUCACAGGAAUUCAAUAGUCAAGAAGGAGACGGCCAAGGAGGUCAGAGUACAAAUGAUGGAGCUACUUCCAUCAAUAUUGGUCCAGGGACAGAAGCAAAAGAGGGAGGCAAUAAUGGUUUAAUGGGAGUAGGAGGUAUAAGUGCCCCAGGUGGGUAUCAAACCUCUACUGUCGAUGACAAUGGCAACCCUAUUAAUCCUGAGGCUGAGAACGGUAUUAAUGGGUAUGCUUCAAUGAACGGCCAAGCCACAAACGGCGAGACGAAUCAGUAUGAAGAAAAUGCACAGCCGCAAAGUUCUCCUUCAGAAAAUCAAAAUGGGCUCGGCGUUCCUCAAGAGCAAUUUCUAGCGCCAGGCGCUGAGCCCAAAGUUCCUCCCCUUGAAGAUGACGUUUACAAGAUUAUCAACAUUGCAAACAAAAAUGGCCCGACGGCAGGUAAGUAUUGUUUAAGUUGUUUUCAUUAAUGUAAAAAAAAAUCAUAUUCUGAGUGAGAGCUUCUUAAAAUAAAGAAACUAAAUAUAUAAGAAGGAAAGGAGAAGGUAGUAAUUCUGUUACUCACUUGUAUUUGUAAACGAAGGAAUGUCACUUUGUUUUCCUCAAUUAGGUAUCAAGGCUGCUAUGUAUUUAUACCCGUUGUUGAGUCUUUAUGUUUACUCGCUCUUUAAAAUUUCCAAGAACAUAAUGUUUUAAAGUAAAUUUUCGCUGUUCGCAAACGCUUGGCUAUGUAAACUAUAUCCAGAAGAAAAGAACUAUUAUUGUAAGUUAAGGGGGACACGGAAUAAUUGUAAGCGCUAUAGUAAACAGUAAUUCUGAUAAAUUAGAAAAAAAACACUAGAAAUAAUACGAGGAAAGGUAAAGAUAAAGGCAAAGGUAAUGUUAACCUAAAGUAAUUCAGUUAUUCAUUUACAAAAAGAGUUUUCUGUACUCCCAAAGCAGCAACAUUCCGCAAACAAAAAACGCACAAAACAAACAACCAUAGUUCAAAGACCAGACCACAUUGCAAAAGUAGAGCAAUCUGCAUUUCAAACUGGAGCAUAGUGACAAGCUAUGCCAUAUAGAAGAAUUAGGAGCACUAUAAAUAGAUUACAGAAAUCUUGCAUUGAGUUUUCUUUUGUGCAUGUACAGUAAAGGGAUGUAAAGGAUGCCCUCCCCAUGCAAGGUGUAUAGACAAGGUCUGCAUUAUCAAUGAUGACCAGCCUUUGGCCCAUAUUCUGUCCGCACUCUCUGGUCCGGCAUCAGGUAUAUGUUUUAAGAGUAAAGAGCCGUUUUAACGGGUCUAUAAGGCUGUCCAAUAUCAUCCAACAUUGCUGGACGGUGUUGGAUCUGUUUGAAUAGACCCAGAAACGUUAACCCAUUCAACUAAUCAAGCAGACCUAAAUAGCAUCUAACACUGUCCAACAAGGUGCUCAAUGGUUAUCCAAUACAAUCCAGCAUUGCUGGAAGGUGUUAGAUCUAUUUGAACAGCCCAGAAGUUUUAGCCCAUUAAAUUGAUUAAACAUAACUGAAUAGCAUCAUCCAACACUGUCCAACAAUGUUCUCAGUAAGUCGAUGAUGACAUGACUACUGUCACUAAAUGAAUGGUUUCAGUUGAACACAAUUUCAUUCAGAUGUAAAAUAUAUUGGAUUUUUUAACCUAAGAUAGCUCUUUUCUCGCGAUGCACAAAGUAUUUUUUAAAUAUGACAAGAUACAGUACCCAGAGAGUUGACGAGUUUCUGUAACCUAUACAGCAUCAUACAUAGGCUAGAGACCGUGUUCUACACUUCAAAUCCGCUCUACCCCCACUCUCUAAAUUAACGCUGCAUUACACUUUUUCCUAACGCUUGUAAAUUAAGCCUUUAACAUUAACAUAAAUUAAGCGGGCUGCAGCUUAUUUUUCAGUCAACAAUUAUACAAAUGUAUGAGAGGUGCGUGAAAGUUGGUUUGCCGAUCAUUACACCGAUCAUUUUUUUUAUCUGGAUUUAAAAAAAAAAUGUGUUAUAAAGUAGUACUUACAGAAAGACUAUCAAUAACCUUAAAAAAAAACAGAAUAAUCCAUCUCACUUUUUUCGCGAUGUUCCAGAUGUAAUAUAUCAACCCCAUCCAUCAGCCUUUUGAUGAAAUAAUGUUACAAAUAUUGCAAUGAACACCAACGUGGAUGGAGGCCAUUUUCUCUUGAAAAAAUAAGUAACGUUUGGUAAUUAUUCCCUUUUAGAACACGUUUCUGUUUCAGAUGAAGAGUCAUCGCCGAAUGCAUGCAAAGACGAAUGCCAUUAUAACGCUAAAUGUAUUAACAGAGAGUGCAUGUGUAAGGCAGGAUACACCGGGGAUGGACUGGAUUGUCGCCGUAAGUACAGUCAAACCUCUCGUAAGAGGACAAUCUUGCGACAAGGAAACGCCGAAGCAGUGGUCCCUUUCGUAAAUGGUCACUGCCAUUUUUGGGACAAAAAACAGAACAACAGAAUGUUUCUAUUUUAAAAAAGGAAAAAAAUCGCACCCCAGGGUCGAACUCUGAUCUUUCGUAUAGUAAUCUUUCUCCCUUACCACUAGUGUAUUACAGUGACACCCAACCGUCAAAAUCCCGAAAAAGGUUACUACAUAACCUAGCAAACUGUCUUUCUUGACAGUUACAUAAAUAUCAGGUGACCCUAGCCCUUUCCGUAACUUUUAAUGUAAAUUCAACUUGGGCUUCAAGGUCGUUCUUUCAAAGACUAUUCAAAAACGUAUUAUUUCUCCUAUUUUAACUAAAUCCGGGGAAUAUAUAUUUAUCAUGACUAAAGGCUCGGUUACCAAUGGUGGAAUCGACCGUUUAAAAUGGCAACGACCGUUCACGAAAGAGAAAUAGGCAGUGCCGAAGCGUUAGAAGAAAUUGUUAAACAGCUGUUAUCUUCAACGGAAAAAUGUAUUGUUUGUGUGUCGCAGAUACCGUGUUCACGUACUGGAGGCAUCCACUUGUGUGCAUCUCAUAAAUCUAGACCGUUUUAGCUGAUGCCACAAAAAAUCCACAAAACGCACAAAAGAAAGAGACUUUGGUAUUUUCUUCCUUCGGAAAGGGGUUAACCCUUGCGCUCUGUUGGAAUGCUUGGUGGCAAAAGAUAGUUUUGGACCUCUAAUUUUGAAAUUGGUUAUAGAUUUCAACCUUUUUGUUACGGAAUACGAUAAGAUUUUGUGCUGUCUGGCGCGUCCGUUACAGGGGGAGUUAAUUUCAGUCAAACGUCCGUAAUUUAUUUUUGCCCGGGAUUUAGGCGCUGUCCGAAUUAUCGGGGUGUCCGUUAUAGCGGGGUGUCCGUAAGGCGAGAGUUGACUGUAACAGUUUUUUCUAUCUGUGUCUUCCACACUCACAGCUGAUACAUGCCUUCCCGGCUGCAAGCAACACGGAAAAUGCAUCAAAGGAUUUUGUGUAUGCGACCAUUCCCAUUACUUCAAUGGCUACGAGUGCGCACGUACGUCAAAUUUCAAUUUAUUUGACGCCUUAAGUCUCGUCUUCCAGGGUUCAUCCAGCAUUGCUGGACGGUGUUGGAUAUGUUUUAAUAGACCCAGAAAGUUUAACUCAUUCAACUGAUCAAACUAAACUGGAUUGCAUGGAAUACUGUCCAUUAAGGUGCUCAAUGGUUGUCCAAUAUCAUCCAGCAUUGCUGAAGGGUGUUGGAUCUGUUAGAAUAGACCCAGAAGAUUUAACCCAUUUAACUGAUCUAACAUGAUUAAAUUAUAGCAUCCAACACUGUCCAACAAGGUUUUCAAUGAGUCGAUGAUGAGAUAACUACUGUCACUAAAUGAAUGAUUUGAGUUGAACAAGAUUUUAUUCAGGUCAAUUUUUAACCUAAGAGAGCUUCUUUCUCGAGUUGCACAAAAGGUACCAGUUCAUUUCAGGGAUCACGCUAUGAUACACAUCACGUGAGAUAAAAAUAGGGUGACAAGCUAGAUACAGCGUUGUUUCUCUUUCAAAUGUAUUUGUUCCAAGAUGUGACUUAAAAGUAAAAAGAUCCACCCACAAAGCAAACGUUUUAACCUUCUGAUAUUCUUCGUCACAUUUUUUUACAGUUUCAAACAAGUACAUGUAUGACUCAUUUACGCUUUGAACGAGCAAAAAUUUUGAUUUCUUAUAAGCAUAAAAUAAUGUUUCCUUUAUCAUUCUGUUAAAUGUUUAAUUUUUGUUCCUUCGUUUGUUCGUUUGUUUUCUCUCGUGCUAUUUUACCCCCUUUAAGUAUGUGUCGUUGAAUGAAAACGUAAACAGUUUUAACUGAGGUUUGCAUUUUCUUUUUCUCCAUUUCAGCAUACACGAUAACACACAAGAACUGCCCCCUUCAGUGCUCAGCAACAUGCCAUGCAGGAUGUCCACCAAAUUGUUGCAAACAUCAUCCAGCUAUGAAGCUUCAUAAUAAUGAUGGUAAUCCCCAGCAAAUGACACCACCACCUAAUGGCCUUUCUUCAAAACCAAAAGUCAGCCCCCGUCCAACGGAAGUUGUUCUCAAACCUAUUGUUAAAGUAGGCGAAGCUCUAACAAACUUUGCAUCAGACUUUCAACACCGUCCAGGCGAGUCCGACGCUGCUGGCCUCGAAGCCGUUACCGUGAAUGAUCCAACAGGGGGAUUUGCAGUUUCAGACACAGACGCAAAACCUCUUCUAGGAGAGGAAGGCUGCCCUGGACAGUGUAAAUCUGAGUGCCGGGACACUUGCCCUGUAAGAUGCUGCUUGGGAAAGUGUCCUUUCAGCUGUGCGGAAAAAUGUGAGCCAUCAUGUCCAAAACCCUGUUGCUAUGUUGAUGGAACAAAAAAUCAAUUCCCAAUGAUGGAUCCCAGGAUACAAGAAACCUUUAUGAAAACAAUGGCAGAGAGAUUUUGCCCUCGCGCUUGCAGAUCCAAAUGUGAUGCAAAAUGUCCGCCAAUUUGCUGUGAACGAAACUCUUCUUCGGCUACCUUAACAGAUGCAAACUUCCAGCACCUUAAAAGCGAGAGCAAAAAUGGUGCCGAUUUCUUCCGAAACGCAAUGAGCUGGUUUGGAAUGAUGAACUUUUUAAAUAUGAUGUACAGUAUGUAUGGUAAUCUCUAUAAUCCGAAACAUAAGCAUUCCCCUUGGAAAUCAGAUGACCAUAAAUUGAAGACAGCCCAUCCUACAAAGUCCAAGAAAGUAGUUCAACAGAACCGUAUUACGUUUAAGGACGUCGGCGUUGCUGAAAAACUAAAUGAUAAAACUCCUCAGUGUCCGGGAUACUGCGACAAGACAUGUUUGCCUCCCUGUCCACCAAACUGUUGUCAUAAUAAAGUUAAUGAAACGAAGUCAUCUCAGGUCACUCCAACGUCAAAAUGCCCUCCUUCAUGUUCUUGGUUCUGCUCAAACAGCUGUCCAGUGUAUUGUUGCUCGAAGGAUAAGAAGCCAUUGGUACUGGAACAUAAUGCAACAGAACCAGUUAAGGCAGCAAAUCGAGCCUCGGCGGCUCCACCUCAAGCUUCCCCUCCUAAACCACCUUCAGCUUGCACAGCUAGUUGUCCAGCCUACUGCUACCCACACUGCUUAGAAAACUGCUGCCUUAGGGGUGAAAUGCCAACCAUUAAACCAGCAGCAGCCCAUGUUCAAGCCAAACAGUCAUACGAUAACUUCUUCUCGAAGAAGCCUACGCCCUCGUCAAACCAAGCUUGUCCAUCAAUUUGUGAAAACAGCUGCGCACCUUCAUGUCCAGUGAGAUGUUGUGCUGGCAUUUUAUCGUCGCUACCACCGUCAGCAAAGUCUCCAGCUAAAAUUAAGGCACCCCUUUGUCCAGGUGGUUGCCUUUCUGAAUGUUUUCCCGCUUGCACUAUAAGUUGCUGCACAACGGCCCCCAAGAAACUUAAUUCUGACAUGCGCGGCCCAACGGAAAAUCCCACAAGACGACACGAUCAGCCUCAUCCAAAAGCUCUAUCAUUCCCUUUACCACCACCAAUUGCACUUUGUCAUCCAGGCUGCCCACGUUCGUGUUAUCCCAACUGCGACGAAACCUGCUGUAAGGCCUCAUCUGACCACGCAUCUAGCCUGGAAAGACCAGGUCAAGCGGGUGACUCUACGCAGUUUACGAUUAAAGUGCCUUGUCCUAUGGAAUGUAGGCCGUUUAACUGCCUCUACUACUGUCACCACGAUUGCUGCUUAAGAGGGAAGCAACCAAUGGACCAAAAACGAAAUCGUUAUCAAGCGCUUAGGUUAGAGCAAAAAAUGAAAUACAUUAACGGCAUGAGAAAGAAAAAGACAUUGGACUCCAGAUUUAAAAAUAUGCAUGUUCCGUUAGAUAAAAGAUCUGGAGUUGGAAGUGGAACAAGAGGUUAA
Porites lobata is the source of this 7730-nucleotide messenger RNA. The record is from the annotation of a GenBank genome assembly. Lineage: Eukaryota; Metazoa; Cnidaria; Anthozoa; Scleractinia; Poritidae.